ACUAUUUACGCUAUCAAGUUCUCCAGGCCGAUUCCUGUCUGCCUGCAUCUGUCUCCUCUCUUUCUCGGCACAGCAGCGAUCACAUCAAAGUGCCAGGUUCGACUCGCUGUCUGUGUGUCUUCUUGAGGCAGGCAGGCAGGCGGACAGGCCAGUUGGUGGACGGUCGACGUAGCUGGUCGGCCAGCAGCACAAGGCAGCGCCACCGACGGUCGAAGCAGAGUUCUAUCGCUCGAUAGACUGCUGAGAUCAUUUAACUCUCGCGCUUCAACCAGCAGAUUCAAUACGAAGGAGUCGCCGCCAGAGCGGAGAGGGAGUGGCUGCAGGCCUGAGAGACGAGAUCUCUGGCGCGACGCUCCAACCCGCGGCGACUCACAACAGAGACGCAGGAGGCAGGAACAGAUCCGCAGGAUGUGCAGGCGAGGCAGGAUAUCCAGCAGAUUUAGGAGGUGGAUGGUCUACAUGUUUGCCAUUUGGAUAGCAGCAGUAAUGCCAUCGCUAGGGGUCGACGCAUUGGUGCAGCAGACGCAGGUCAUUGCACGCUGCCUCGGUUGGGCCAACAACACUUGCGCGUUCUCACCAGUGGAGCCCGUGCACUUCUCAGGGCUCGAUCUCGCUCAACAGACCGUGUGCAAGGCAGAUUUGGCGGUCGCAGUCAAGCAAAUAGACUGGGAAUCGCCUGCCGGUGGACGCGGAUCCGUGGAUAGUUUGCUUGUUAAUGGCGUGGAGAUGCUUCAGUCGCCCGUGUUCCCGUCACAGGCGUAUAUGAUGGCGAACUACCCGCAUUGCAAUGAUAUGUUCAACAUUUUCCCGCCUUGGGGCAAUGGUAUCAUUGGCCCGGAAGGACGCAAGUCUAUUAUCCCGGAGAUCACAAGUGCUGACCUGCCGAUUUCGCUUCAUUUCAGCUGGAAAGGUUCUCAUGAAGUUAACCCCGUCUGCUCCAUGGUUGGUGUCUCCAUUGCCGGCUACGCAGAGAUUAAUAUUUAUCUCGAGGCGCAAGAUAAUUCAGAUUGUCCUGGUUGGGAUGGCGCCUCGCUUACAGCUUGCUUCGGUAAUGGCAAAUGCGGUUGUGCUCCGAACGAUUUAACCCCACGGACCUGCUCAUGCGUGAAUGGAUACGCCGCUCCUGAUUGCCGAGACUGUGCCACCGGAUUUUUUGGUGAACAUUGCAAGCGAACGUGUGAGCCGUGCCUCAAUAACGGCCACUGCGAUUCGGGAUUGAUGGGUACAGGCAAAUGCGUUUGUCCCGAAGGUUUCGACCCUGAUACCCGCUGUGCGACUUGUUUGCCUGGCUUUUAUGGAGAUAAGUGUAAGCGGUGUCCAGACUGCAAUUUUCCCCAUGGAAACUGUGACGACGGCUUGAUGGGAAGCGGUCGAUGUUCAUGCGCGGUGGGCUUCGAUGCCGAUAACAACUGUAUGGAGUGUAUGAGCUCUUUCUUCGGAUCAACUUGCCAGCCCUGUAAACCGUGCGAUGGUGGCAAGUGCAACUACGGGCUUCUUGGCGAUGGCGAGUGUGUGUGUUCAGAAGGUUUUUCGUCGGAAUCGCGGUGUCUGGAGUGCGAAAAAGGCUUUUAUGGUCCAUCAUGUACACCUUGCCGCACCUGUAACAAUCAUGGCCGCUGUAAUGAUACAAGUUCCGGUGACGGAUCGUGUAUUUGUGACGAAGGAUACACACCGGAAAGUCGCUGCUCGCUGUGCGACGAAGGUUGGGACUUUAACCCCAUGACGAUGUCGUGUCAGUGUGCACCGCAGCACUUUGGAGCCCACUGCCGGUCGUGUCCAAUCUGUGCCCCACACGGACAUUGCAACUCGGGAGUGGAUGGAGACGGACGAUGUAUUUGUGACGUUGGAUGGUCUGAUUCGAACAACUGCGUGGGCUGUAUGAGCGGCUAUUACGGCGAGACCUGCGUUGCAUGUCGAAAGUGUGGAGAAGGGCGCUGUGAUGACGGACUUCAUGGUUCAGGCAAGUGCAAUUGCCACCGCGGCUGGGACUCCCUCACUGACUGCUAUGAUUGUGAGGAAGGAUAUUUCGGCGAAGAUUGCCAACCAUGUCCACAUGACUGCGGACAUGGCACUUGCUCCAGUGGACUCAACGGAACGGGACAAUGUAUGUGCCACGAGGGCUGGAAACUCGAAGGAAAGAUGCCGUGUACCACUUGUGCUGAUGGAUACAUCGGACCAACGUGUCAGUUGUGCCCUGGUUAUUUGGAAAGUGAGGUAGCUUGCAAUGGACAUGGCCAAUGCGUCAUGUCUGGUACCGAAGCUGUGUGUCACUGCGAUGCUCGAUAUGGAGGAGAUGGCUGCGAGUCGUACGAUUUCCCGUUCGUAAUGGUGGCCAUUCUGGGCACUAUCGCGCUGUCGACGCUGGGUUUCUGCAUGUGUACAAUGCGUCGUCUCGCUCGCCAGCCACACGCACUGCAGGGACCGUUCCUGAACCGUGGGAACAGCUUCUCACAGUCUGAGUACGUUGAGAUCUCCGACAUGGCAGAUCUCGAGUACUUCGUGUCCAAUGACAGUCGUGACUGGCUCAUCCCUUUUGACUCGCUGUCUCUGCAGUGCGAGGUGGGCAACGGUACGUCUGGCCAAGUGUUCCGAAGCCUGUUGCACAGCGGCGGAGGCAGCUCGGUGGUCGCCGUCAAGCGUUUGUACAGUCCCGUGACGGGCCAAGAGUAUUUCCAGAGCUUCUUCCGACGCGAAGUCAGUAUUUUGAGUCGCUUGCAUCACCCGAAUGUCGUGCGGUUUUACGGUGUGAGUUACUACAAUCGCGUGCUGUACAUCGUGACGGACUUUUGCCCGAAAUCGCUCAGUGCGCUGAUUGAGAACCCAGCGGCCAAAGGACCUCUUGAGGAAGCUGUGUUUAUGAAGGUGAUCAACCAGAUCGUCAGCGGUAUGGGCUUUCUACACAGCCGCAACGUGGUACAUCGCGACCUGAAGCCAGCCAACGUACUCAUCUCCGAGACAGACGACGUCAAUAUCUGUGACUUUGGGCUUUCGCGGCUUAUCGAGCCUGAUGCUACGACCAUGACUGCAGAAGUUGGUACGCCAAGUUACAUGGCACCAGAGAUGGCAACGAUGGGCGGCAUCCAGUGCUCCACGAAGGGUGACGUGUAUUCGUUCGGCAUCUUGCUGUACUCCACCUGGUCUCGUAGUAAACCCUACGGCGAUCAAGGCAUGAACCCGUUCCAACUGAUGACGGCAGUGGUUAACGGACUUCGCCCAGUGAUUCCAAUCAGCUGUCCGCCGGCACUGGCGCGCCUCAUGCGGUCGUGCUGGCAUCAAAACCCGGAUAUGCGUCCGUCGUUCCCGGAGAUCAGCCAGAUCCUGAAAGACCAGUGGCUGUUGUCCAUGUACACUGAGGAGGAAGAGUAUUACUACCCGGAAUCACCCGGACGCGUCCAGCUCAUGUCAGCUUCCUCGUCCGUGUCCACAAUCCCUAUUGGUCACGGCCGCGGUAGUAAGGAGAAUGUCAACGCCAUGUCACCGUUUGCGUCGCCUCGCCAUGACGGCGAUGGCUACGGGACCUACCAGGAAGCAGAAGAAGAAGCAGAACCUCGAGAAGACGACCGGCUUUUGGACGAAGAAAAGCGGCCACGAUAGAUUCUUAUGACGACUAAAUAGACUUGUGAACCACAGCAGGCCGGAUAGCGAUUGUUCUUACCGAAACAGA
Molecule: messenger RNA, 3664 nt
Organism: Phytophthora nicotianae INRA-310
Lineage: Eukaryota; Oomycota; Peronosporomycetes; Peronosporales; Peronosporaceae
Product: TKL protein kinase
Exons: 5
Coding region: 409-3594 (1061 amino acids)
Biological process (GO): protein phosphorylation
Molecular function (GO): protein kinase activity; ATP binding
Source: RefSeq, a predicted model, not a curated record